Molecule: messenger RNA, 2414 nt
Organism: Aethalodelphis obliquidens (Pacific white-sided dolphin)
Lineage: Eukaryota; Metazoa; Chordata; Mammalia; Artiodactyla; Delphinidae
Gene: ZNF599
Product: zinc finger protein 599
Exons: 4
Coding region: 217-2217 (666 amino acids)
Biological process (GO): regulation of transcription by RNA polymerase II
Molecular function (GO): DNA-binding transcription factor activity, RNA polymerase II-specific; RNA polymerase II cis-regulatory region sequence-specific DNA binding
Source: RefSeq, a predicted model, not a curated record
CGCUGACUCAAUGACUGACGGCGGAGGCCGGUAUUCCCUGCUGCAGCUUGGGCGGAGCUUCUGGCGUCGGGUCUUAGGACGUCGUUUGGAAGUGGCCGGUAUGUCCUUACUGGCCUUUCUGGCUGGAGCACUGGGCAUUGGCCGCUUCUUAGAAAAAGGUCUUCAAGACCGAGCAAAGGACCGCGAGGAGAAUGGGACCCACCUCUACGCUUUUGUAUGAGCCGUGACCCCCUCUCGAGCGGGUUGUCAGCCGAGCACUCUCCGAGCUCGUUCCCAGCUUUCGGUCUCCGCAGGUCCCAGAGGCGGCUCCCGGGGCCUUGUGCUCACCCCACACCGCGGACACUCAGGUCCCAGGUGCCCCCGCCCAGGGCUGGCCUGAGGAGUCGGCUGAGCCCGCUGGACCGGCUUUCGUCGCCGCCUCUCGUCGUCCCACUCUGCCCACUGGGCCCCAUGGCGGCCCCGGAGCUGGCAUUGGUAUCAUUUGAAGAUGUGGCUGUAACCUUCACUGGGGAGGAAUGGAGACAUCUGGACCUGGCCCAGAGGACCUUAUACCAGGAGGUGAUGCUGGAGACUUGUGGCCUCCUGGUCUCACUGGGGCAUCCUGUUCCCAAACCAGAGCUGAUUCACCUACUGGAGCAUGGGCAAGAACUAAGGACAGUGAAGAGAGGCCUCUCUAGAAGCACCUGUACAGGUGAAAAAGCAAAACCUGAGAUCACAGAGCUUACUGCUUCUCACCUGGUCCUCACUGAGGGAGCCCCUUUUGAGGAACGAGUGACACAUGGAGCCUCAAGGCAUUCCAGGCUGGAGCAAGCAAGGGAUCAGGAAGAACUGUCAGAAAUGCAGGAAGGGAACUUGAGGCCAGGAACAGACAUCCACAAGGAGACAUGCCCUAGGAAGUUGAGCCAUAAACAUGAUGACUUUGAGACACAUGAUAGUCUUUAUUUAAGGGUUUUACAGGAGCGAGUCACUACACGAGAUGCUCUGCAUGAACGUGAUUCCCAAGAACCAGGAGGAGACCCUGUUACUGAUGCAAGGAAUAAUCUCUACAGAUGCAAGGAAUGUGGAAAAGGUUUUAGCAAGAAUUGGGCCCUUGUUCGGCAUCAACAGAUUCAUGCUGGAGUGAAGCCUUAUGAAUGCAGUGAAUGUGGGAAAGCCUGUCGUUAUAUGGCAGACUUCAUUCGACAUAUGAGGUUUCAUACUGGGGAAAAGCCAUACAAGUGUAUUGAGUGUGGGAAGGCCUUCAAACGCAGGUCUCACCUCACAGAGCACCAGCGUAUUCACACUGGAGACAAGCCCUAUGAGUGCAAAGAAUGUGGUAAAGCUUUCACCCACCGCUCCUCUUUCAUCCAGCAUAAUAUGACUCACACUAGAGAAAAGCCCUUUUUGUGCAAAGAAUGUGGGAAAGCUUUUUACUACAGCUCUUCCUUUGCUCAACACAUGAGGAUUCACACUGGAAAGAAACUUUACAAGUGCAGUGAAUGUGGAAAUGCCUUUACUCACCGCUCCACUUUUAUCCAGCAUAAUAUGACCCACACAGGAGAAAAACCCUUUUUGUGCAAAGAAUGUGGAAAAGCUUUCUGUCUGAACUCAUCCUUCACUCAACACAUGAGGAUUCACACUGGAGAGAAACCCUAUGAGUGCAGCGAAUGUGGAAGGGCCUUUACUCACCGCUCCACUUUCAUUCGGCAUAAGAGGACCCAUACUGGAGAGAAGCCCUUUGAGUGCAAAGAAUGUGGGAAAGCUUUUUGUGACAGCUCUUCCUUAAUUCAACACAUGAGGAUUCACACUGGUGAGAGGCCCUAUGAGUGCAGUGAAUGUGGAAAGGCCUUUACACACCAUUCUGUUUUUAUCCGACAUAAUAGGACCCAUAGUGGAGAAAAACCCUUGGAAUGUAAAGAAUGUGCAAAAGCAUUUUACUAUAGCUCUUCCUUUACUCGCCACAUGAGGAUUCACACUGGAGAAAAGCCUUAUGUAUGCAGAGAAUGUGGAAAGGCCUUUACCCAACCUGCAAAUUUUGUUCGGCAUAAUAGGAUCCACACUGGAGAAAAACCCUAUGAGUGCAAAGAAUGUGAAAAGGCCUUUUGUGACAACUUUGCCUUAACUCAACACAUGAGAACUCACACUGGAGAGAAACCCUUUGAAUGUGGUGAAUGUGGGAAGGCCUUCAGCCAUAGUUCAUCCUUCAUUCACCAUCGAAAGAUUCACACCAGAGUUUAAAAGAUGUAACAAGGCCUUUUGCAAAUGUGUUCACUUCAGUCAAUUUUAGUGAACUUAUACUGGUGAAAUACCUUUCCUUUUAAGUAUAACUAUUCAGGGAAGUCUUUUGCCCAGAGAAAUAUCUUACUCAGCAUCUGAAGAGAAACAUCAUAAUUUUCAUCUCUGUGAAAGCUUUCUGUGGCAGGUCAUCUAGAAAU